Messenger RNA from Phasianus colchicus (ring-necked pheasant), 3434 nucleotides. Lineage: Eukaryota; Metazoa; Chordata; Aves; Galliformes; Phasianidae. The record is from RefSeq and is a predicted model, not a curated record.
AUGGCGGCGCCGACGGAGCUGGAGCUGCGGGCGCUCGGUGAUGACGUCACGGCGGGGCGGGAAGCGCGGGCUGCGCGGCCGUGUGGUGGCUGGGCUGCAGUAACAUCAGCUCUGGGGUUGGGAAGAGCCUGUUGGACACACGUAAUCAAACUGUGCUUUGCCUUUUCCAGCCCCAAACCACCACCUCCUGAGGGGGUGAAGUCCAACCCCUCCAAGAGGCAUCGAGAUCGACUCAAUGAGGAACUGAACAAGCUGACUGGCUUACUGCCCUUCCCUGAAGAUGUAUGCACCAGGUUUGAUAAAGUCUCCACUCUGCGACUGACGGUAGGAUACCUGAAGGUGAAGAAUUACCUUAUGGCUGUAGGUACGGAUGUUGGCAACUGCAUGCUGAAUCAGCCCAGAGCCCCAGGAUGGAAUGGACAAACACAUCUGCAGGUCAACAGGGAGCCAUUUCCAGAGGGGGACCUGCUGCUCCAGGCACUCAAUGGGUUUGUCAUCACUGUGUCUGAAGACGGCUACAUCUUCUAUAUCUCCCCUACUGUGCAGAACUAUCUCGGCUUUCGUCAGUCAGAUCUCAUCUACCAGAACAUCUACAAGCUGAUCCACGAGGACGACAGAGCUGCUUUCCACUGCCAGCUGCACAAUGCCAUUCCUGAUGGAUGCAGUGCUGCAGAAAGCCCCAAUCACCAGUGCCCUGAGCGCUCUGGCUGCAUGGAGAGGAACUUCACCUGCCGCCUGCGCUGCCUGUUGGAUAACUCCCUGGGAUUUCUGACCUUGAAUUUCCAAGGACGCUUGAAACUUCUUCUUGGGCAGCAGAAGAGGGCAUCAGACACGUCCCUGGGGCUUCUUCCACUCGCUCUCUUUGCCAUCGUGACUCCCCUUCAGCCUGUCUCCAUCCUGGAGCUUCAGACCAAGAUGCUGUUCUUCCAGUCAAAGCACAAGCUGGACUUUACUCCCAUUGCCUGUGAUUCCUGGGGGGAGGUCAUCCUGGGCUACACAGAGGAGGAGCUGUGCAGUAGAGGGUCCGGGUACCAGUUUGUGCACGCAGCCGACAUGAUAUACUGUGCAGAGAGCCAUGUGAGAGUGAUAAAGACAGGGAAGAGUGAGAUGACAGUCUUCCGAGUGCUGACCAAGAGGGGCACCUGGGUGUGGUUGCAGGCCAAUGCCUGGCUGGUGUAUAAAGGGGGUGAGCCUGACUGCAUCAUCACCCAGCAGCGAGUCCUGUCAAAUGAAGAAGGGGAGGAACAUUUGCGAAAGCGAAACCUUCAGCUGCCUUUCAGCACUGCCACGGGGGAAGCAAUCAUAUAUGGGAAAAACUCCAAUUUCCUAGGCUCCUUUCAGGCUAAGGAGGAAUUUCAGACAAAGACAGACUCCCAUACAAAGCAGCAUGCUAUAGAUCCCAACUCUAUUCUGGGGGCCACAAUGGAGCAGGAUGCAUCCAUCUAUCUCUCCCACACUGAUGUCCCUCAGUUCACCUUGCCAGAUCUCAAUGCUGAGCCUGAUGGACCAAGCCAAGAUGGAAAAGCUGGUCAUGACAGCAGCUCCCUCCUGGUGGCUAUUGAAACCCUCAUUGAGAGGAGUGAGGUGGAUGGAAACAUAUCCCAGAGCCUCAGCAUGGACAGUACAGAGCUACAGCAGUGGGAGGAUGCUCUGCUUAGCUUGUUCAUGGAGGACCUGCCAUCUGAGGAUUUUGGUGAGAGGCUGAGCAGUGAGUUGCCCUCUUGCAUGGAGCAGAUGCUGUUCAGGGAGCAUGAUGGAAAGAGCACAGAGUCCUUGCAUUGCAGUGAGGAAGGCUGUUAUGUGGCUCAAUUCCAGCACUCAGGAUUUAAUCCAGAAGCUCCACAGGCAUUUCAAGCCCCACAGCAGCCCCAGGCAGCUGGUACACAAGGCCAGGAUGUUGUGCUCUCUCUGGACUCUAUUAUAUCAGAGGGCAGCUCUGCUCCAGCAGAACAGCAGAUCCUGAUUAACCCAGCCAGUCUGGAGGAGGGGAUGCUUCUGGAUGCCUUGGGCUCCAGCAGCAAGCCCUGUGCUGCAGAUCAGUUGGCCAACUCAGGACUGGAGUUUCAAGCAGGACUUCCCACCUCUAUUCCCAUAGACACCAUCAUUCCUGAUUGCCAGAGCCAGUCUGAGUGCACUCUGAUGGGCUUGAGCUGCCCAUCUCCCUUGGACUCUAGCAUUCUAGUGUCUCAUGAUGUCCCAGUAUGGGCAAACCUGGGCAGCACUUUGGGUCAGAGCACUUCCCCGGGAGAUUGCCCACUGGAUGCUUGGAUGGCAGCUCCAAAACAGCUGGGAGCAACAGGAACAUCCUUGGAAUCACAAACCGCACUGACCAGCAGCUCCCAGAGCUGGGGGAGCUUCCCCAGAGAGCCCCAUUGCAAUGGGGAGCAGAUGCUGCUCAGCAAGGAUGCGUGGCCCCAACCUCAGGGACUUGUGCUAGGGGUCAAUGUGGGCCCUGGUACGCAUCAGACAGACAACAUCAUGCUGCAUCCCUGUGACUACAGAACGAGCCAGGAUGUCUUCAGGCAUGGGAACUCCUUUCUUGGGGAUGCCAUUAAAAUACCUACAAGUGCUUUACCUUGCACAAACCACCCUGGAACACUGACAGGAUUGAGUUCGAGUUGCUCAGCAUCUCCCUUUGCAGAGGUGGGAGCAAGGACAUCCUCCUGUGAGCCGGGUGCUGUCUUUCCACUAUCUUCCUUGGCAGGCAGGCAGCCCCUCUGUGCAUGCAAUGUCCUGAAGGUGUGUGGUGGGGACUGCAGGACCUGUGGGCCAGUGGGUGGCAUCUUUGGAGAGACAGUGGGGUAAGGUAGCUGCAGCUGUGUGUGCACAGUGACUGAGCCCUGGGUAGGAAAGAGAUGCUUCAAACCACAGAGACAGCUCCUUGACCUGGUUUUGUCCCUACCUUUACCCACGCCAUCAGAUGGAGGAUGGUGUGUUUUUGCCAAAGCAAUGAGAAAGGCAUCAAGGGAAGUAGUGCCUGCCAUCUGCCAUUUAUUUCUGAGACAGAGCUCCAAGAGCCCCGCAUCUAUCCACACCCCAGCAGAUCCAGGAUGCCCUGUGGCCUGGGCAAGUCAUCAGCACUGGGUGGGAUGGGGCUGAGCUGUGGGGCGCAGGCAGCAGAAUGAUGCCGGACCCUUCUGCAGCAGCCUGGAGAAGCACCUGAUGAGAGCCUUAUACAUUGACCAGCCCCAAACCUUGCAGUGCUCUGCCACUGGGGGCUGCAGCAGACCCCUGCUGCUCUCUUGAGAUGUUGCUUACAUCUCAACUGUGUGUGUUACGUAUGUGCAUCCGUGGAUUGUUUUCGUGGCAGUGUCUUGUUUUCCACUUUGUGAUUUCUUUGUAUGUCGUUCGCCAGUGUCAGGGCAGAAGAAAAGAUGGGCUGCAACUCACUCGCUGCACUUUGUUGUGUAUUAAAAGGUGGUUUGUAUUAAAAA